Nothobranchius furzeri (turquoise killifish) is the source of this 1633-nucleotide messenger RNA. RefSeq names its product nuclear factor 7, ovary. Gene Ontology annotation, cellular component: cytoplasm. NCBI's taxonomy places the organism in Eukaryota, Metazoa, Chordata, Actinopteri, Cyprinodontiformes, Nothobranchiidae. The record is from RefSeq and is a predicted model, not a curated record. Gene Ontology annotation, biological process: protein ubiquitination. Gene Ontology annotation, molecular function: protein binding; zinc ion binding; ubiquitin protein ligase activity.
ACAGCACCACCUGCUGGAGAAACAUUUCAUCACAGCAUGUCAGACUGGACAGGGAGUGGGAGGAAGAGAAACUGAAAGUUGAAAGUUGAGUUGAAACGCCAUUACAGGGCGUGAGAUCUCCGAUGAAAACAAAUAUCUGGACGAUUUAAAGCAGAAAUCUGUGAAUUCUGGUGAAACCAAAUAUUAUUAUAGUUAUUGUUAAUCUGAGUUUUAUUAUAAAAUGGCUGAAAGAGCUGUGAUUCAAGAUUAUCUGAGCUGCUUCGUUUGUUCAGAGACUUUCAGAGAUCCUGUGUCUCUGAGCUGCAACCACAGCUUCUGUUCAAGCUGCCUGCAGACGUUCUGGAAACAAGCUAACAACAGAAACUGUCCUGUUUGUAAACGAAGAUCAUCAAAGGACAUAUUAGUGAAUUUUGGACUGAAGCAACUUGCUGACUCUUUUGCUGGGAGGCAGAAAUCUGGAUCAUCUGAGACAGAAAAAGGAGAGAAGACGUUGCAGGUGGUGUGCAGCAAACAUCAGGAAGAGCCUAAACUGUUCUGUGAAGACGAGCAGAGAGCUGUGUGUCCUGUCUGUGACUUUUCUCUCCACCAGAGUCACAAAGUGGUUCCUGUAGAACAAGCAGUCAGUGAGCUGAAGGAGCAGCUGGAAUCGGACUUAAAGUCUCUGCAGGACAAGAGGAACAAAUACAAACAAGUGGAGGAAACAUACGAUGAUGCGAUUCAACACUCCAAGAAGCAGCUGGUGUCCACAGAGAGACAGAUCAGAGCAGAGUUCAACAAGCUCCACCAGUUCCUGAAAGAGGAAGAGGAGUCCAGACUGGCAGCUCUGAGGGAGGAAGAGGAGCAGAAGGAGAAGACUAUCAGCAGAGAGAUGAAGAGGAUUCAGGAGCAGAUCUCCUCUCUGUCAGACAGCAUCUCUGCUGUUGAAGACCAGCUGCAGAAAGACAACGUGGCGUUCCUCAGCAGCUAUAAAGACACUCGGACCAGAACCAGAACCCAGAGCUCAGUGUCAGAUCCACAGCUGGUCUCAGGAGCUCUGAUAGAUGUGGCCAAACACCUGGGCAACCUGUCCUUCAGAGUCUGGGAGAAGAUGAAGGACAAGGUCCACUUCAGUCCUGUCGUCCUGGACCCAAACACUGCAGAGGGCCGGUUGUACCUGUCUGAUGAUCUGACCCGUGUGAGACGUGGAGACACAGAGCAGCAGCUUCCUGAUAAUCCAGAGAGAAACACCAAGUAUACUGAUGUUUUUGGUUCUGAGGGCUUCAGCUCAGGGAGACACAGCUGGGAGGUGGAGGUGGGAGAUCUUCCUGUCUGGAGUGUUGGUUUGGUUAAAGAGACAGUGGACAGGAAGGGAGAGCUAAAAGCUUCACCAGAAUAUGGGAUCUGGUGUAUAUGGUAUGCUGGUGGAAAAUACACUAAUGGUUCUGGUCAAAUUAUCUCAGUGAAGAAGAAUCUCCAGAGGAUCAGAGUCCAGCUGGACUACGACAGAGGGGAAGUGUCCUUCUACAACUCUGAAGACAUGUCUCACAUCUGCACUCACAGAGACACUUUCACUGAGAAAGUUUUCCCUUAUUUCCGUGUUUAUCCAGCUGGAGCUGCUAAAACCUCUCAGAUCAAAAUCUGUGACGCUGAGAUU